ACCGAUUCCAAAACCUUCCGCUUACUCCCCUCGCUAUAUAUAUCACCUCUAUCUUCUAUUCUUCUCGCAUAGAAUCCAAAGCUAAAUUCACAAAGCAAGGGACUCGCUCAUUUUCUACAGUGUGAUCGCUGCUGCAUCUUCAAUCGUGCACUCGUUGUCUUCCUUAUUUCUUUGUCCUGAUCGUUUGAUCUGAAAGUGAUGGCGGACGUGCAUAUGGGAUCAGAGUCAGAGACCUUCGCUUUCCAAGCAGAGAUUAACCAGCUGUUGAGCUUGAUCAUCAACACCUUCUACAGUAACAAAGAGAUCUUCCUUCGUGAACUCAUCAGCAACGCUUCUGAUGCAUUGGAUAAGAUCCGAUUUGAGAGCUUAACAGACAAAAGCAAGCUUGAUGCUCAGCCGGAGCUCUUCAUUAGAAUCAUCCCUGAUAAAAUUAACAAAACUCUAUCGAUUGUCGACAGUGGAAUAGGCAUGACCAAAGCAGAUUUGGUGAAUAAUUUGGGGACAAUUGCGAGGUCUGGAACAAAGGAGUUCAUGGAGGCAUUGCAAGCUGGUGCUGAUGUCAGCAUGAUUGGUCAGUUUGGAGUAGGGUUUUACUCGGCUUACCUGGUGGCAGAGAAGGUAAUUGUCACCACAAAGCACAAUGAUGAUGAACAAUAUGUGUGGGAGUCUCAGGCUGGUGGGUCUUUCACUGUCACCCGAGAUGUGAGUGGUGAACCUCUUGGCAGAGGCACCAAGAUCACCCUAUUCCUCAAAGAAGAUCAGUUGGAGUACUUGGAGGAGAGGAGGAUAAAGGACCUUGUGAAGAAGCACUCUGAGUUUAUCAGCUAUCCAAUUUACCUAUGGACUGAGAAGACUAUUGAUAAGGAGGUCAGUGAUGAUGAAGAUGAGGAUGCAAAGAAGGAAGAGGAAGGUGAUGUGGAGGAUGUUGAUGAGGAUAAGGAAAAGAAGUCAAAGAAGAAGAAGGUUAAGGAGGUGACCCAUGAGUGGCAGCUUAUCAACAAGCAGAAACCAAUUUGGUUGAGAAAGCCGGAGGAGAUUACAAAGGAGGAAUAUGCAUCGUUCUAUAAGAGUCUCACAAAUGAUUGGGAGGAUCACCUUGCGGUGAAGCACUUUUCUGUAGAGGGACAGCUUGAAUUCAAGGCUAUUCUCUUUGUACCCAAGAGAGCCCCGUUUGAUCUCUUUGAUACAAGGAAGAAGUUGAACAAUAUUAAGCUCUAUGUUAGGAGGGUGUUUAUCAUGGACAACUGUGAAGAACUCAUUCCUGAAUAUCUGUCAUUCGUGAAGGGUGUUGUGGACUCUGAUGAUCUCCCACUGAAUAUAUCUCGGGAAAUGCUGCAGCAAAACAAGAUUCUUAAGGUGAUUAGAAAGAACCUGGUGAAGAAAUGCAUUGAAAUGUUCUUUGAGAUUGCUGAAAAUAAAGAGGAUUAUACCAAGUUUUAUGAAGCUUUCUCCAAGAACAUCAAGUUGGGCAUUCAUGAAGAUAGCCAGAAUAGGGCUAAGCUUGCUGACUUGCUUAGGUAUUACUCUACUAAGAGUGGUGAUGAAAUGACCAGCUUGAAAGAUUAUGUUACUAGGAUGAAGGAGGGCCAGAAAGAUAUCUACUACAUUACUGGUGAGAGCAAGAAAGCUGUUGAGAACUCGCCAUUCCUCGAGAAACUCAAGAAGAGGGGAUAUGAAGUGCUGUUCUUGGUUGAAGCUAUUGACGAGUAUGCUGUUGGGCAAUUGAAGGAGUACGAUGGAAAGAAGCUUGUCUCUGCUACCAAGGAGGGGCUUAAGCUUGAUGAGGAGUCUGAAGAAGAGAAGAAGGAAAAGGAGGAGAAGAAGAAAUCCUUCGAGAACCUAUGCAAGACAAUCAAGGAGAUUCUAGGAGACAGGGUUGAGAAGGUUGUUGUGUCCGACAGAAUUGUCGAUUCUCCUUGCUGCUUGGUUACCGGAGAGUAUGGAUGGACAGCUAACAUGGAGAGAAUCAUGAAGGCCCAGGCUCUAAGAGAUAACAGCAUGAGCGCUUACAUGUCUAGCAAGAAGACUAUGGAAAUCAACCCAGAUAAUGGCAUAAUGGAGGAGCUAAGAAAGAGGGUUGAAGUGGACAAAAAUGACAAAUCGGUGAAGGACUUGGUGCUACUGCUCUUUGAGACCGCUCUUUUGACUUCUGGUUUCAGCCUGGAUGAUCCCAACACAUUUGCUGCAAGAAUUCACAGGAUGUUGAAGCUGGGCUUGAGCAUUGAUGAGGAUGAGACAGCCGCUGCUGACGAUAUUGAUAUGCCAUCAUUGGAGGAAGAGAGCAACGAGGAGAGCAAGAUGGAAGAGGUCGACUGAGGAGCUAAAAGCACAUAAAUGGUCAAUAAUAUGAGAGAUGUAUUCAAAAGUACAUACGCGUGUGAGGUGUCGUCUUUAAGUGUAAACCCUGCUUGGUUCUGGUCGUGUGGUUUUAGUUUAAGCUUUCAAAGGGUCAUUUGUAGUAGUUUGUCUUAGCCAUCUAUCAUGUUACCCUGUGUGAGAUGUUGCAUCAUAUUUAUCUCUUACCAAUGAAAUCAGAGGCUUCAAAUUUCUCCUUUCAUUUUCA
This is a messenger RNA of Theobroma cacao (cacao), 2563 nucleotides long. Its product is annotated as heat shock protein 83-like. Lineage: Eukaryota; Viridiplantae; Streptophyta; Magnoliopsida; Malvales; Malvaceae. Gene Ontology annotation, biological process: protein folding. Gene Ontology annotation, molecular function: ATP-dependent protein folding chaperone; ATP hydrolysis activity; ATP binding. The record is from RefSeq and is a predicted model, not a curated record.